AGGAGAGGGGAGAAAGGAGAGUGGGCAAGCUAGGGUUUUGCAAUUGAUACAGAACUUCUAGAGAUACGAUGAGCAGGAGCUUGGGUAUACCGGUAAAGCUUCUACACGAGGCCGCCGGCCACGUCGUGACGGUGGAGCUCAAGAGUGGAGAGCUCUACAGAGGAAGCAUGGUUGAGUGCGAAGAUAACUGGAAUUGCCAACUCGAGAAUAUCACCUACACUGCUAAGGAUGGGAAGGUUUCUCAACUUGAGCAUGUUUUCAUUCGAGGCAGUAAAGUCAGGUUCAUGGUCAUACCAGACAUGCUAAAGAAUGCUCCCAUGUUCAAGCGUUUGGAUGCCAGAAUUAAGGGUAAGAGCUCAUCUAUUGGAGUUGGCAGAGGUAGAGCUGUUGCAAUGCGAGCUAAAGCACAAGCUGCUGGACGUGGAGCUACAGCAGGUAGAGGUGCUGUACCAUCUGUUCGUAGGUAACUGCCACUCUUGAAGCAUUCUUUCUCCCUCCCUUCCGAGCUGGAUAAUGUUCGAUGGUAGACCACCUGAGACAUGUCUUGAGUUUUUCAGGUUCCUGCUUCGGUUAUCCUAAUAGCUGAUGUAAAAGUAGGUUAAGAGGUUUAAAUGUGUUUUGUCUAGUGGACGAAUAGAAAAGCUUAUGUUACACUCUUAAUGAAUCCAAGUCACUCAGUUUAUAUACCCUGCAUUGAAAUUUGAAGUGGCAUUGCUUCAGUUGGUCUAUUCGUUCUGCUGUGCCAAUAUUUUUAUGAGGAUCUUGAGGCAUGUUCAAUGGAUCUGCAUCAUGUGAUGCAUUGCAAUAUCUAAGUCUGUUAUUCUCUGGUAAUGAUUGGACCAACCAUUGUUGUAGAGAAUAAUAUAUGUAAUCCAUUUUU
This is a messenger RNA of Rubroshorea leprosula, 880 nucleotides long. The record is from the annotation of a GenBank genome assembly. Lineage: Eukaryota; Viridiplantae; Streptophyta; Magnoliopsida; Malvales; Dipterocarpaceae.